Cololabis saira (Pacific saury) is the source of this 4586-nucleotide messenger RNA. It is a transcript of the gene asap3, whose product is annotated as ArfGAP with SH3 domain, ankyrin repeat and PH domain 3. Gene Ontology annotation, cellular component: cytoplasm. The coding region runs from base 209 to 3229 and encodes 1006 amino acids. Gene Ontology annotation, biological process: positive regulation of GTPase activity. NCBI's taxonomy places the organism in Eukaryota, Metazoa, Chordata, Actinopteri, Beloniformes, Belonidae. The record is from RefSeq and is a predicted model, not a curated record. The transcript is spliced from 26 exons. Gene Ontology annotation, molecular function: protein binding; GTPase activator activity.
GCCCAGACCGGCUCCAAACCCCUGCCGCUGCUUAACCUACCUUUAUUCAACACGUAGUUUCAGCUUCCCACCUUUUGUCCCCAUUUCGACACAAGGAACGGAGACAGAAAACUGUUUGAACGGUCUUCAAAUGGGAAUUACAUGCGCGCAUGAAAGUUUGUCUCACUUUUCUCCCCAGUGAAAAGUCGGACUCCUUUUCGGUGGAAACAUGCCGGAGCGAAUAAGCAUUUCAGACUUUGUGGUGCUGACAAACGAGGACUUGUCUUCUCCCGGGACUUCUAGUUUCCAGUCCAAGAUGAGCGACUGUCGGAACACAGUGUUGACCGUGGAGGAGUGUCUGGAGACAGACAACACAACUCUGCAGAGGAUGAAGAAGAUGAUCAAAGCUAUACACACCUCUGGACUCUCACACGUGGAAAACAAAGAGCAGUAUACAGAGGUGCUGGAGAAUCUGGGGAAUAGCCACCUGACCCAGGACAACAAUGAAAUCUCCACAGGCUUCCUCAACUUGGCUGUGUUUACAAGGGAGGUCACAGCCCUCUUCAAAAAUCUGGUCCAAAACCUCAACAACAUCAUGGCAUUUCCGCUGGAAAACGUGCUGAAAUCAGAAGUCCGGGACAGCAGAUUAGAGAUCAAGAAACACAUGGAGAAGAGCUGGAAGGAUUACGACAUCAAAUUAGGAAAGCUGGAGAAAGAGAAGAAGGAGAAGACCAGGCAGCUGGGGGCGAUCAGGACGGAGGUACCAGACGGAGGAGAGGACAUGGAAAGAGAAAGAAGGAUCUUCCAGCUGCAGAUGUGUGAGUACCUUUUGAAGAUCCAGGAACUGAAGGUGCGGCAGGGCCCGGAUCUUCUCCAGAGCCUCAUUAAAUACUUCCAGGCCCAGCUAAGUUUCUUUCAGGAUGGGCUGAAAGCUGCAGAGAAUCUCACUCCCUUCAUUGAGAAACUUGCUUCUUCUAUUCACACGAUACGCGUGGAAGAGGACGAGGAGGUAAAACAGCUCAUUCAGUUAAGGGAUUCUCUCAGAUUACUUCUACAAGUGGAGGGAAAAGAGGAGUACCUCAACAGGAAAAACUCUGGGAAUGGCUACAGCAUCCACCAGCCACAGGGAAACAAGAAGUAUGGGACGGAGAAAUCUGGCUUCCUGCUAAAGAAGAGUGACGGGAUUCGAAAGGUUUGGCAGAAGAGGAAGUGUGGCGUUAAAUUUGGAUGCCUGACUAUUUCCCACAGUACGAUCAAUCGGCCGCCAGCAAAGUUGAACCUACUGACCUGCCAGGUUCGACCAGACCCAGAGGACAGGAGGACCUUUGACCUGGUCACCCACAACCGGACGUAUCAUUUUCAGGCAGAAGAUGAGCAGGAAUGUGUGAUCUGGGUGUCAGUGCUGCAGAAUAGUAAGGAGGAGGCCCUGAACACGGCGCUGGGAGGCGAUCAACUUCAGCUCCAGGAUAGUGGGCUUCAGGAGCUCUCCCAAGCCAUAAUUGCCGAACUCCGUCACAUGCCAGGAAAUGAGGCGUGUGCAGACUGCGGAGCUCCAGAGCCCACAUGGUUGUCCACCAACCUCGGCAUCCUGACAUGCAUCGAGUGCUCCGGCAUCCAUCGAGAUCUGGGAGUCCAUUACUCGAGGAUCCAGUCACUCACGCUGGACUUGCUGAGCACGUCUGAAUUACUGUUGGCCGUCAACAUUGGCAACACCAGAUUCAAUGACAUCAUGGAGGCCGGCCUUCCAAAUGACUCCGUCAAACCCUUACCGCAAAGUGACAUGAAUGCCAGGAAGGAGUACAUAGUGGCGAAGUAUGCCGAACGGCGGUACGUCCUACGCAAAGAAGAGGCGACUCUGGGCCGGCUUUACGAUGCAGUGAAGAGCCGUGACCUCGCUUCGCUCCUGCAGCUCUACGCCGAGGGAGCAGACCUCACCAAGCCACUCACAACCCCCGAGAGACAGGGGAUUAAAGAGACGGCGCUCCAUCUUGCUGUGCGUCUGGAGGAAAGAAGCUCUCUGGCGCUGGUGGAUUUCCUCUGCCAGAACAGCAACUGUCUGGAGAAGAAAACGGCCGAGGGGAACACAGCUCUUCACUACAGCGUCCUGUAUCACAAACCCGAAUCUCUCAAGUUGCUGCUCAAGGCAAAGGCAUCCCUUCACCCAGUAAACUCAAGUGGAGAAACAGCUCUCGAUGCUGCAAAGAGGCUGCAGCACACGCUCUGCAUCGAACUGUUGGAACUGGCCCAGAAUGGGAAGUUUAACUCCCAAAUUCAUGUGGAUUUCAUGUGGGAGUCACAGUCUCAGGAGUUCUACGACAGUGAGGACGACCUAGAUGAAAGGGUGAGUCCUUUACCCAAAAGCCGUUCUUCUCCAUUAGCAAACGGAGGAUCGGCCUUUGCCCGCUGGAGUAAUGGUGCUGGUACAGGUAGCAGGCCAUGCCAGAACUAUGAGAAUCUAGACUUCUUGUAUAGAAGUCCCCCGGCCAAUAGCGCCCCCUCUGGAGCAUCAAUGCCACCACCACUGCCAGCUAAAUCCAUCCAAAGAGGCCGCUCUGAACCCCAGAUAUCAGUCAUAUCGCAGGAAGGAAAUCCCACUUCACGAAUGAGCUCGAGCCAAGCCUCCUACUCAUCCAGUCCUCAGUCACAGACCAGACACAGUUUUUCCCCCAGCUCUGAGAACCUAGGCCAGAUCGGGAGACCCCCUCGGUCGCCACUGGGACAGGGAUGUUUACAAAGGUCACAUAAGCAAAACUCUGAGGGCCAAAAUAGUCCUAGUUUUGGGUCUCAAAGUAGCAUUUCACCGACAUCGUCUCAGAAUCACAUAGGACCUGUCAGUUCAGAGAAGACCAUGUCGUAUCGUCGCACCAGCAGCGGGGGAGGCAGUCAGGGAAAGUGUAGCACUUUGCCUCCGAACUGUGUGGGAAGCCAAGAGGAGCUGUACUGCAGCCUCGUGGGAAACGGCACAGGUCUCAUCUCCUCUGCGGCUCCGGCGCCAUCAUCCUCGCCUCCUGUAACCUGCGCACCGCGCUCGCGCAAAAACGCUAUGGUUUCUGGCAGCCGGCCGCAGAACCGUGUCAAGGCUCUGGUGGACUGCCGGGCUGUCAGCUCUGAGCAGCUCGCCUUUUUCAAAGAUGAAAUCAUUGUGGUCACAGCCACUAAUGACCCCCACUGGUGGGUUGGUCACAUAGAGGGGGAACCAUCCAGGAGCGGGACCUUUCCUGUCAACUAUGUACUCAAACUAAAAGACUGAGGGGCUGUAUAUCUGAACCUUAGGACUUUCUCGCUAAGUGGAAUUCAUCAAAACGGACAAAACUCACAGAUCUGAUUCAAGCCUGAGGGUCAAAGCAAACCUGAAGAAGUAAAUAUAUUUUUAUGGGGUUUAUUCCCUUUUAAAAAAUUUACUCACUGAGGAAACUAAGAAAGAAACUGAAAGCUUUCAUCUGUUGUCAUAAACCUUGAAAUUUCAGUUGAAAGGUACAAAGGUAGAGUGUUGUUGGCAUGGUAUAAUGUGCCAACGUCCCUUUUUAAAGAUUAAUCAGUUUUUAAGUUGUCCGUACUGAGCUAUGAGUUGUAUACAAAGGGAAAAACUUACCUGCAGGGGGAAACAAAAACCAUAAGGCACUUUAAACGCAGAGGGACCUUCUGAGGAGUUGGCAGAGCUGGAAAUGUCUGCUGCAAAGGGAUGGAGCUGCACUUUGAUCUGACUUGCCAGAUCCAAAGCAGCUCAGUGUUUGCUGCAGUCUGCCCAGGAAUGUGCCUGCCAGUCUGUCUCCAAGGAAUCGCCAGAGUGUCUGGAGCUCACGGGGUCUCACCGCCGCCGUUAAUGACUCUGGGCAGAACUCACGGGCUGCAGGGAGAAUGGAUGCUGGAGUUUUACCUUCCUCCUGGGAUCGCCUCCUGGAAAAUGCUGAUCAGCGACGGUGUGUGUGAGGAAAGAAGAGACCCAUUCUCUCUGACCAGAAAACGGCAUUUCGUUCCAUGAACACAAUCUCCGUUACACUCAGCGUGCACGCAGAAGCUUCUAUGGGACAACAUAAAAGAAUAAAAAACACAAAAAACAGUGAAUCCGGAGCAGAAAUAAAUGGAUAAUACGGAUUCACUACUAUUAUACGCAGUUUGUUGUAUAUAUUUGUCUAAAAUGUAUAAACACCCAUGUAUAUUAUCUCACUUGUCUUCACCCGUGUAUUAUAAAGGACAGUGUUAUUUUUUUGUCACCCUAAUGAACUUUGAAUUGAUUUCACAUUUCCUCUGAAAUAGAGACGGUGGGGAAUUAGGGAAUAAGGGAAUAGACACAAAUGCAUGUUUCCAGAGACGAUUUUUUUUCUCUCACUAAGCAGAGGAGCAGCUGACAGGAACCACAAAGGUGGACACGUUUACUUCCUUGUAAUCAUGUAUAAAUGUAAAGAAACCGAUAGGAAGUCCAGUUGCUCGUCAGCGGUUUCUCGUAAUAUUGUUUGGUGACUUGAUGAUUAAGCAGGAGUGGUGAGGCGUGCAGACGUUCAGAACCGCAUCAGACAUCAACUGUAAGGAGCAGCGAGGAUGUAAAUAACAGAUCAGCACUUUUUUGUAACUAUAUUUGUACCAUAAACAUUAAACAUGUUCAAGUG